Guyanagaster necrorhizus is the source of this 2076-nucleotide messenger RNA. RefSeq lists its product as uncharacterized. Gene Ontology annotation, molecular function: DNA-binding transcription factor activity, RNA polymerase II-specific; transcription cis-regulatory region binding; zinc ion binding. The coding region runs from base 79 to 2076 and encodes 665 amino acids. Gene Ontology annotation, cellular component: nucleus. NCBI's taxonomy places the organism in Eukaryota, Fungi, Basidiomycota, Agaricomycetes, Agaricales, Physalacriaceae. The record is from RefSeq and is a predicted model, not a curated record. The transcript has 5 exons. Gene Ontology annotation, biological process: DNA-templated transcription; regulation of DNA-templated transcription.
GAUUGCACUGCAAAAGUUAUUUGUGGGGCGAGGUUCUCUACCUAUCUCUUUUCCUUCACCCGCACCUACUACAACGCCAUGAAGCGAUCUCGCGACACAAAAGCAUCCCCCACCGAAGACAGCGUCGCGAGAUCAUCGCGGUCGCGCUCAAAACGUUCCAAAGUCCAAGCGUGUUCCUCGUGUCGUAGGCACAAGACGCGCUGCGAAGUUCUUGAUUUGGAACGUAGCGUCGUGCGAUGCCAUCGAUGUAAUGUUCUAAAAAUCGACUGCUCUUACGAGGACAUGGAUAAAUCUCUUUUCGCUCCAGAGCCUUCGGUCGCCAAAUCUUUCCCGCAAUCCAGCGCAGAAGCCGCGACAAUGCAGUCAGCGUAUGAUUUAGGAGUGGGCGGUAGACUUCUUGAUAGCGGAAUGAGCUCUGGAAGUCCCAGUACUAUAUCUGACUCGCCUCUCGCUGCAGGUAGUGACUCAAACAGCGACUUUCCGCGCCCUGACAAUAUGUGGUCGUUCGUACCCCACCGUCUUGACUGGUCGAUGCCUUUGGUAGCAAUACAGGAGUUAGCGAGGCAGCCCCAGCAGGAUCAAUUCCAUACCUCUGCGAUGAAUGACCAAUCACUAUCCAGCAUCCUCUCCCAAGCAGAAAUUGAUCAUCUCGUCACUCUAUUUUCUGUUAAUUAUGUUCCUUGGUUAAACUUCACGUUAGCUGGAGAAGGUCCAACACCAUUCCUGGAUCUUGUCUGUUGCACAGUGGCAUCGCGCUACCUUGAUGCUUCUACACGAGCGCUCGUAGCGCCACGACUUCAAAGGUUGGCCGAGGAUACGAUCGCUCGCAUGAUUUUCAAUCCUGAAUUAUUCGAGUCUCAAGAGACUGUAAAGGGUCUUAUCAUUCUGUCGCUGUGGACGCCUAUAUGUGGCCCCUCGAAGGGCGGUGGCCGCGAUGGUCGGAUGCUGAUUAGCAUGGCUGUCAGCAUGGCCUUAAACCUCGGAUUAAGUGAAGCGUCUGCAACGGCAAUUAGCAUUCGAGAUAAAUUACCAUAUGACCAAGCAGCUGUGGAUGAGGCUACGAACAAAGCGAGACUAUGGGUCACACUCUCGACCACCGAAUCCAUGCUAUGUAUCGGCACACGACGUACACCUCUAUCUCGUCGUUCGCCCACUGACCUGUCGAUUUUCCCUAUAAUAUCUCCGUCGAAUGUAUCAGACGGCCGUGACUUACGAAUACGGCUGCUGGCAGAAAUUUACAACGCGGCGGAACAAGGGAUGGCAGUAGAAUUUGCUACUCGUGAAGACACGGAAGCUUGGUACAAUGGGGUAUCAAACUCGCUUGCAGCGAUGGACAGGCUCUCUAGACUAGUCCUACCGCUCUCGGUGGUUCUAAGUCACGACCAAUUCUAUUACCAUAUGCUUCUUCUCCUCCUCCAAGGUGCUCGACUAUUAGUCUUGUACCAUGCCAUCCAACUAGCGCGUCGGGCCGUCCGUAAUGUGGACGGUGAGACCAACAUGUUCUGGUUUUUAGAAAUUAAACCUCAUGGUCUUAACGUCGUCACAAUAUGGGGGAAAGAGUGCCUUUCCAUGGGAGAGGCUAUCCUUGUGUCGUUGCUGAAGGCUGACAAGUCACUGCUUCCCACAACACCUGACAUCACGUUCAUGACGAUAGCGUUGGCUGGCGCUCUAGUGGUGGGGGUCAAAUACUUGAUGGUGGAAAGGGUGGGGAUAGAACUUCUUGGCUCUGGUGACGCAUUGCUCGAGCAGAGUGUCCAGUACCUCUCGCAAGCGGCCUUCUCACGAGAUCAUGUAGCUGAGCGGUGUUCAGCGUUGCUGCAUACGAUGUAUUCCUCUUGGAUGAAGCGGCAAAAAGCCGAGUUCAUUUAUCUGAGCCCCUUGGAGCUUCAUCAGUCCGGCGCGGCCGCGCCCGGUGUGUUCCCUACUUCGGGUGUGGGGACGGAGGGGCAUGAGGCAGAUGCUUCGGAUCCGUCGAUGUUCCAGGAUAUUCAGUUUUGGUCUACAUUAUUCGGAGGGCAAGGGGGUGCAGACUCGACGGUUUAUCCUCCGAGUAACAUGCGUGAGACAUAUACCUAG